Molecule: messenger RNA, 1974 nt
Organism: Histoplasma capsulatum G186AR
Lineage: Eukaryota; Fungi; Ascomycota; Eurotiomycetes; Onygenales; Ajellomycetaceae
Product: peroxin 3
Exons: 4
Coding region: 119-1924 (601 amino acids)
Biological process (GO): protein import into peroxisome membrane
Cellular component (GO): peroxisomal membrane
Molecular function (GO): protein-macromolecule adaptor activity
Source: RefSeq, a predicted model, not a curated record
GAGAUUUGCCAGGACUUGGGUCUUUACUGGGAGGGCUAGGCCAUGAGAGAGUUAUGAUAUCAUCUGGCUGGAUAUUUCAUCGCCAUCCCAAAUUCUAAUUCGUGUUCGCAAUCAUAAAAUGAUAAGCGCGACGAGACGCUGGCUUCGCCGCCAUCGCAACGGUAUAGCUAUUGGCGUUGGUGUUGUUGGAGCGGGAUACCUGGCCGGCCAAUAUGUCCUAUCGAAGAUAUCGGAGACUAGAGAGCGCAUGAGUAGCGAACGGAUUGCUCGAGAGAAUCUUCGAAGGAGAUUCGAACAAAACCAAACGGACUGCACUUUUACCGUGCUUGCCUUGCUGCCGACGGCCGCGGAGAAUAUUCUCGAGGCUCUACCAGUCGAGGAGCUGACGAAUGAGUUGCAGCAAAAGAAGGCGGAGCGGCUUGCCAAACUCAAUGCUGGCGAGACAACGGGAUCCGAUCUUAGUAGCUCAGGUGUCCCAAGCGCGACGGAGGAUGAUGGACGUAGUCUUUCAAGCUUCCGGAGCGAGGGGUAUGUUCAUACCAUGGAGAGCUCUUCGGAAGCGGAGACCCAGAAACCGAAGAGUAGAGCACAAUUGUGGAAUGACCUGAAGAUAAACUCUUUGACGAGAUCAUUUACCCUUAUUUACACCCUUUCCCUCCUCACCCUCCUCACACGCAUCCAGCUCAACCUCCUCGGCAGACGAAAUUACCUCUCGAGCGUGGUAUCGCUCGCGUCCCCUCCUCAGGACCAGUCAGUUAUCAAUCUUGAGGACCAUGAUGACGAACGCAUUGGGCAUGCCUUUGGCAAUGACUUCGAAACAAAUCGUCGCUAUCUAACAUUUAGUUGGUGGCUGCUACACCGUGGCUGGCGACAGUUGAUGGAAAAGACAAAGGAAGCUGUCAAGGAUGUAUUUGGACCAGUAAAUCCACGAGAGGAUAUCACGCAGGAAAGGUUAUCCGAAUUGACACUCGCUGUACGGAAGAGGAUUGAAGGUGCUACGGAGGAAGAGCGAAAAUCUACCAUGUGGCUACCAUAUCUCCUCCCCUCGCGGGAUCAGGAGAAUUACGUCCUGGAGGAAUCUGGCGUCCUCUCGGCUUCGGAAGCCUCGUCCCCACAAAGCAAUUCCAGCCUCCGCCAUCUCCUAGAUGAGACCUCCGACCUCAUCGACUCCCCACAAUUCAGCCAAAUAUUUACCCUUCUCAACAACGAAGCCUUCUCCACCCUAAUCGAUAAAAACUGCGCCAUCGAAGCCUUCAAAAAUCCCCUUCCUUCUCACCACCACUCAUCCUCCACGCUACAGCACCAUCAGCAGCAACAACAACACCUGCAAAAUUUCUCCUCAUCCGUGACCCUCACUCCAGCCACGUACACCUCCGCCCCCACUACACCCUCUAAGGCCAAGCUCGCAACUAUCCUCGCCGUAAUCGCGCGCCAAGCCCAUGUAAUCGGAAACGGCGCCAAACCCCCCAAUGACUACCUCACAGCCAUGGAACAAGGCGUGCGCGAACUAGAAGCCUUCGCCGCCGUUGUCUAUAGCACCAACUUCGCUGACGCGACGCUGCCUCUCCGCAGCCCGGACAAGGAGGACGGUUCGAUUUGGUGGGGAGAACGCUCGCCCUCAGCGACAGCUGCUGAUGGUAAUGCUGACAAUGCCAAUAACGCGUCGCGCCAGGGUUCAACUGGUUCCCCUGCACCGAGGGCGGACGUUGGCGAGUUGGGCAGCGGCGGGAAAGGUGACGUGCCGGAUAUAGGGGGUGAGGAGAGCACUGAUGACCUGGGGAUCCAACAGCAUGAGCAUCCGUCGGUGCCGCCCGCUGGUGGGCGUGAUGAUGACGGUGACGGCGAUGGCACUCCGAGUUUUGAGAAAGUGUGGGGGAGAGCGGUUGAGCAACAGCAGCAGCAACAGCAGGGUUCGUCGUCGUGACGUGGUAUUAUUUUAGUUUUUAUUUCAUAUAUUCAUAUCUUCAUUGACUA